Messenger RNA from Daldinia decipiens, 1338 nucleotides. RefSeq lists its product as uncharacterized. Bases 146 to 1216 code for a protein of 356 amino acids. Gene Ontology annotation, molecular function: RNA binding. The record is from RefSeq and is a predicted model, not a curated record. The transcript has a single exon. Lineage: Eukaryota; Fungi; Ascomycota; Sordariomycetes; Xylariales; Hypoxylaceae.
CUGUAUUUGUAUCGCGCUUUUGAAUCUCUCUCUCUAUCUUAAAGAUUAAAUAUAUUCUUGCGACUCUUGUCUACCAAGCCUACAAUUUCCAAGCACCUUCAGUCAUUUUAUUAAGCCGCAUCCCCCGAAAGCCAUCAAAAACAAAAUGUCCUCCAAAAAGCGCAAGUCAGAAGAAGACCCCACGACCAGCACCACCAUGAGCAGCGACACCACCGGCAGGAAGCGAAGACGCCUAAGCGACGCGGACUCCGUCGCAGACAACAAGUCCAAGAAGAGCAAAAAGGAGAAGAAGAGCAAGAAGUCCUCAUCCAAGAAAGACAAGAAGCGCAAGCACGUCCCCGCUGCCGAAGACGAAGACGAAGACGAAGCCAAUGCCUCGCCCGAAGACACCCCCAUGGACGAAGCCCCCCUCCCCGCCGUAGAGCCUCAGGGCGACGACGAGAGUAAAAAGGAGACCAAGGAAAGUUCCAAAAAGACCAGCAAGAAGGACAAAAAAGACAAGAAAUCCAAGUCCAAGUCCAAGUCCAAGAGCAAAAGCAAAGACAAAUCCGAGUCCAAAGCCAAAGCCAACGCCCACGCCCACGCCCCUCAAGAACCCACCGACGCCGCCGAGCCCGCAGACACCACCAUCACCACCACCACCGCAGCUGCCACGGCCGACGACGACGACAACGACGACGAAGAAGCCCCCCCCGAAGAGCCCCCCCGCGGCAAAAAAGUCCGCUUCAUAGUCUUCGUCGGCAACCUGCCCUUCUCCGCGACUCCGGAGCAGAUAACAGCCCACUUCUCCGCCGUGCACCCGACCUCGGUGCGCCUGCUGCACGACCCGCGCACCGCCAAGUCCCGCGGCAUCGCCUUCGUCGAGUUCGCCCGCUACGACCACAUGAAGACCUGCCUGAAGACCAUGCACCACACCACCUUUACCUGCCCCUGUCCCUGCCCCCCCGGCAAGCCCGGCAGGCCCGGCAGGCCCGAGGAGCGCCGCAUCAACGUCGAGCUGACGGCUGGCGGCGGCGGGAACACCUCCCAUCGCAAGGACAAGAUCCGUGCCAAGAACGAGAAGCUGAACGAGGAACGCGCGCGCAGGGCGCAGGAGGAAGCCAAGGCUAAGGCUGAGAAGGGGAAGGGGCAGAAUGGGGGCGAGAAAGCUGGUGGCGGCGUCGAGCAUGCAAUCCACCCGAGCCGACGUGGGAUGGUCCCUGGAGCCGGGUCAUGAUAUCCUAGACAGUAGCUCUUCUGUCAAUGUAUUUAUUUUAUUUUAAUCACAUAUUUUGCAAAGCAGCUUAGGGGUUAGGCGUUCACGUAUAGGAAAAAUGAAAAAUGACAUCAAAUUUGGGG